This is a messenger RNA of Odocoileus virginianus texanus, 836 nucleotides long. The record is from RefSeq and is a predicted model, not a curated record. NCBI's taxonomy places the organism in Eukaryota, Metazoa, Chordata, Mammalia, Artiodactyla, Cervidae.
AUGCGGGCCGCGGUGUCUCUUGAGGAGGAGAGUGAAUAUGAGGGAGUUCCAGCUCUGGGUCUAGGGCGCCGGUUGGGCCCCCAAAGAAGGGAGCGGCGGCAGAUCACCCCGGUGUGGUGUACGUUUGCAGCACCAUUCACCUUGGGCUCCCCUUCUUUCCUUGCCCAGGCCUCCACGCUGGACUUGGAUCCCCUNUCGGCCGACACCAGCCCGUACGCCUCGCGCCGCGCGGGACCGCCCACGCCGCCCCUCUUCCACCUCGACUUCUUGUGCUGCCAACUGCGGCCUACCCAGGAGAGCGUGCUGCACCUCGAGCCCCGGGGAGGACAGCUGCGGCUCUCCGCCGAGUACCCGGCCGGGCCCGGGCGGCUGCGGCUGCGCCUGGUGAGCGUCGAAGGCCUGCCGCGGUCUCGGGCCGGCCCCGGGAGCGGCGGCGGCGGCUGCUGCGUGGUGCUGGGGCUGCGGCCGCGCGUCCGGCCGCGGGGCCAGCGGAGCCGAGUGGUCAAAUGCAGCACCAACCCCAUCUUCAACGAGGACUUUUUCUUCGAUGGGCUCGGACCGCCGGACCUGGCCGCACACAGUCUGAGGGCCAAGGUGCUGGACAGGGGCACAGGAUUCCGCAGGGACGUGCUGCUGGGGGAGUGUGAGACGCCCCUGAUUGCCCUGCUGCCGCCCAUGGGUGGUGGGCUAGGUCCCGGGGCCUCCCUGGUGCCUGCCCAUCUCAGCCUGUAGCCUGAGAGACUGUCUCUUCCUCAGGAGGGCUCCAUCGGGUCUGCAGUCUUCAUUCUUACCAUCUGCCCAGCAUGUAUUUAUUUUUGCAAAUAAAAUAUGUCUCC